Lytechinus variegatus (green sea urchin) is the source of this 4296-nucleotide messenger RNA. It is a transcript of the gene cfap61, whose product is annotated as cilia- and flagella-associated protein 61-like. The record is from RefSeq and is a predicted model, not a curated record. Lineage: Eukaryota; Metazoa; Echinodermata; Echinoidea; Temnopleuroida; Toxopneustidae. The transcript has 27 exons. The coding region runs from base 103 to 4050 and encodes 1315 amino acids.
GUUGCCAUAGAGCUACCGCCGCUAACCCUUUAAUUUUUUUUUAGAACUCACGGAUCUAACACAAUUUUGUACAAAUUUAAGGUCUUGCAGGAAAAAGUAAAAAUGGCUACUGUUGUCCAGUCAGCAGAUGGACCGACCGAAGUGAUCAAUGCUAGACGAACAGAAUCACUUGAUGCUCCAAAUAUCCUGAAGCUGGUUACCAAAUCAACUCAGCCACAGUUUGGAUUGGUGGAUGUUGUGAAUAUCAUUGAAAAAGCAGUCUUGGCAGUGACCCUCAACAAUGAACGAGAAGAUAUCCUUGCCCAUGCUGCAUUCUUUGACUAUCCUAAUGUGGAUUCUGUAGAUCAAGGCGAAUGGCAACAAUGGCUCAACACAUACUACGAUACAGAAGCAUGCACACCCUUGAACACACUGUUUCUACACUACUUUGUGGCCAAACCUGCAUUUGCCCAUGGGAGUGCUAAAGAGAUCAUUAGGACUGUAUUCAAUGCAGUGCCGGACAUCCACUUCCUGUAUGUAGUGUUGCCUUCUGGUGUAGCUCCAGAGUCUGCUUUGGGAGAUAACUUCAGUCCUAUGGUCCUCAAGGAUGAGAACAAACCCCUGGAGGGAUACACCGUCUAUGUUUGCCAUCGACAUGAUCACUGUCCAGAGCUCUUUGUAAGAAAAGCAAGAGUUGAAGACCAUGAUGACUUGACGCCAAUCUUCAACCGUCAGAGUGAUAUGCUGAAUACGACCUAUGGAAGCUAUUUCUUGGCUGAAUUAAUAGAAUCUCAAGAUGAGAAUAACCAAGCAAUUAUUGUAGAGAAUGAAGGUACUGCUGUUGGAUUCAUGAGCCUGUCAACGGAUGUUGAUGUUGAUCUUCUUAAUACGUGUUUUGAGUUGGGUCCAUUCCAUGGUCUGAAGAAACCACAUCCAGACGAUAUCCUCAAGGCUCCAACACCUCCCCCACCAGAAGAGACAGCUGUUGACGAUGAAAUGGUUUCUGGCAGCCAAGCAGGGAGUGAAAAACCAUUUUCGAGAACAAGCUCAGUUUCGUCAAUCAAAAAAGGUGAUACAGGAACAGCAGAUAGGCCUUCUAGUGGUUCCAAGCCCACUCCCUCAACCCAACCCCCUACUCAGACCCCCCAGCAGGCAAAAGCUACUCCCAUACCAGCCAAGACAGCCACACCCGUGACAGCAAAGAGUACCCCUCUACCAGCGAAGGGUACCCCUAAGCCAGCUGCCACGCCCCUCAACAAACCUCCAACAGCUACUGGGAGUAUCACAGAAUCAGAGCUACAUAUUGAGAGAAAACUGAGUGAUUCCCAUAUGAAAAGCUCUGCAUCAGUGAUGAGUGACAAAGAUGAUAGGGAAUCUGUCAAAUCAGGAGUUUCCAAGAGGUCAGGAUCCAUAGUAUCUAAUCAUGACAUAGCCGAAGAAGCGGUUCCGUCCGAGCUGAGCGUGACCCCUGAACCCUCACUUCCUGAGCCUCGCUUUGAGCCGACCUACUGUGGACCAGCCAAUGCUUUCUCGAUUCAGCUCUUUUGUAUUGAUGAACGAUAUGAAAUGAGGUCCCAAGACUUUCUUCCCAUGGCAUUCUCCCUGUUUCCGGAUAAAGACUUCUGUGUUCUCACCCUGCCUCACUUGGUCCCAGAAUUCCCCCUACUUCAAAACUUUGCGCGUGUAACCCCCAAAUGCCCCAGUGUCCUACCCCAGGAGCUGUACCUCUUCCAUCGGGCGGGGCUGCUCCAGUCCUUUGCAGUGCGCCCGGCUUGUACCUCUGACGUACCGGGCGUCACCACCCUGGUGGAUGGAAUCUACAAUCAGGAGAUCCUGCUCGCUGAUCUUGAUCGCUUCAACAAAGCCAGGAGAGAUGAAGAUGGCACCCCGAUCAAGGCCUUCGUUGCCACCUGCCACAACCAGGUGGUGGGUGUGGCCUUGACACGAGCGGAAGAAGACAUCGAGUUCAUCCGCUCCCAUUACAACAUAGAGGACUUCAUCUACUUCAACCACCAUCGACGAGAUGAGCACGGUCACCUCCAUCACUUCGCCAUGAACCCCAUCUUUCAGCAUCGCUCCAAGCAUUUCAUGAAAGAGAUCCUACGACAGAGUCACCAUACGUGUCUCUACUAUCCCGUCUUUCCUGCCUUUUCAGACAACAUGAAGCACUCUCUGGUCACAUGCCUCAACUUCAUGGUACCAGUCCGAGCUAGAAGGCAGAUCAUGUACCCACUUAAGGAGCUAGGUCAGAACGCUCCUUCUAAAAGAGUUAUCAAAGAACAGGAGAUGUAUGCCUUGAGUCACAUCAACAGGAAGUUAACCUUAGAACCAAAGGUCACGAUCAAUGCUCGCAUCGUUGUGGUUGGAGCAUCAGAUACAGGCAUCGCUUUCCUUGAAACACUCGCAUUCUGCCCGCACUUGAGGUUCAACAAUCUGUGUCUCGUCUCCCCCAACGGUCUACCCAGUCACAUGUCGUACGAUGAGAACAGAUCCCGGUUCCUUUCUACCAGUCACUGCUACACACAUGAUGAGCUCUCUCAGAUCUCUCUCAGGUCAUGGGUCAAUGUGGUCUCGUCCAAGAUGACUGGUAUCAAUAGAUUAAGCAAGUAUGUGAAGAUAGCCAAUGGAUCCAAGGUACCUUAUGAUCAUCUAAUCAUCACAACAGGUCAACAAUACCAGUUGAGCUGUCCUACCGGAGCUGAUGUCGGCAAACUAGUCACGAAUAAGGAGGUACCUAACAACCCUGAUCGAAGAUACGUUGGCCCCAAACCCAAGAACGUCUUCACCGUGAACGAUGAAAGCAAUGCCGGGACUGCCAUCAAGUGGCUCAACAAGAGGUUCAUAAACGCUGAGGGCAAGGCCAUCAUAUACGGUAGUAGCUUGGAUGCCUAUGCUGCCAUCAACACCCUCCUAUCCCUGGGUAUACCCGGUCACCGCAUCGCGAUGGUGCAACCCCCUCAACGCUUCACCGUGACCUGCUUCAACAACCCCACCGUCCAAGAAGCAGUGCACAGCACCAUGACGCAGGCCGGAGUCGAGCUCUAUCAAGGCUACUUCCUGGCCCAGUGGAAUGAUGGGAAGGGUGUGUCGGCGGACGGCGAGGUGUACUGUGCGUCGUUCACCUCCGAGACCAAGCCUCUUAAACUGGAGUGUUCGGUGUUCUUCUGCUACAGCCGCAAGGCGGUCGACUAUGAAGCUUUCAAAGCAAUCAAUGACAGCUGCCUGGUUUAUGAUGGUCGGUUGGUCAUCGAUGCCCUCUUCCAUACCAAUGACCUGUCCAUCAGGGCUGCGGGACCCCUCACCAAGUUCCAGAGGAAGUACCAAGCAGAGCAAUGGACCCAUGCCAACUUCAACUCCAAGGAGGUUGGCCGAUCCCUGGCCUCUACCAUGCUCCGUCUGUUUGACCCUACAAUUGAGAAUGACCUCGCCCCACCCCAAGAACCUCAUUGUCUGAUACCCCUCUACCAGGGUGCCAAGGUACAGGGCGGGGUCCUGCCGGGGGAGCUUCAUUACCUCCAUUACGGCAAACCCGGACUUGACAUGCCUUUAGAGGUCCAGAUGGCACAGGCGGACUAUGGUCGUGAGAUCAUAACGGUGGAUUCUCAGCAGAACUACUUCCGGCUUCAUCUUAACCAGUACUCUAACAUCCAGACGGUCACAUGUCUCUCCCAUCAGCCAAUCGAUGUGUCCAACCUGUUAUGCCUGUACAACAUCCACGAGAGAUUCUUGAACAACCUGGUAUCGAGGUUUGAUGAAGGACUCGUCAAAGACCUCUACUCUUACUUCAGAGAGACGUGGAGUCUAGCCAUCUUCCACGAUAGAUUCACAGACUUCAGACAGGAGGUCCGAGAGCUUCUUGUCCAGAGACCGGCCGUUGACGUGAAUUCCUUGGAAGAAAAGGUCAGAGAGCUUAUCUCACAAGAUCUGUUGUUGGAAAGCCAUGACCGCAAAUAUCUGGCCGAGGAGUUUGAAAGACAAGGUAACAAGAGGUCUGUGGAGACGAGACUGCUAAGCUUCUUGAGCUAUAACUACUACCACCUUCCUAUGUACGCAAAACCAGGCAUGGUCUAAGACACAAAAUACAUAUGAAGAGAAGGGAAACGGUGAAUCGAACAUGGAAUGCUAACUGAAUUCAUUGUACAUGUACAUCCAGUCGAUUUGUGACAAGAAGUUGAGCCAGCCAUCAAUCUGAUAUUUUGGUGAAAAUCAAGUUUUGCUCGUCUGCGUACCCUGCAUUGUCCUGAAAUCUGUAAUAUGUAGCAAAUGUUUGCCAUGCAAAAUUGUAAAAAAAUGCUCAUGAUCCAGAAAUGUUCUGUU